CUUAUUGCACCAGUUCAGUAGUGCAACUAAAAAGAACAAACCAUGUCUCACAAAGUGGAAAGUUCACAACAGCGGGAAAAGUUGUUGAACGUCAGAGAGAGCGAUUAUGCCUCUAUGAUAUGAGUAAAAUAUUGCAGGAUUAAUUUAUUGUGAAUACUAAAGAAAAGAAAAAUGAACGCGAAAAUCGACAAUUUGCUAGGUCAAAAUAAUCGAGAAAAAUUACGUAAAUUUGUACAAGAGACAUUAACUGACGAGCUUGCAAAAAUAAUAUCUAACAUGAUAUGUGAUUCAAAUGUUUUCAAACUACUAGAUGAAAUCUUACAAGUGUGUUCAGAAUCUGAGAAUUUAUAUUCGAAAAGACUCAAAUUAGUAGAGUCCACAUUGAAAGUUCUAGCUAAAGCCAAGGUCUCAAUCAGUCAUGUGAAUGAUAUUGUCAAUCGAAUAGUAGUUGAUUUUCCUAAUUAUCCAAAACUACAUCUGAUUAGAUUGGUGGAAUUUUGUCUGACUAGUAUUCGUAAUAACGAUGAUGAGUUCAGAAGUUGGAAAGAUCUAUUGCCUGUUCUUCUGGAAGUACUAGAAGAGGAGAAAUAUAUUAAUUAUAUGAAUGGAGAAGUUUCUGGAUCUAAGUACAAAUCUCUCAUUAUUAAUAACAUAUGUAUUAGUGAAUGGAAUACAGAAAUCAUGCCUUCAAUAGCGAUGAUGUUUAGAGAUAUGUCUUUAGAAAAAGAGGAUCAUACCCUAGUAUUUACAGUACUGUGCACAAGACUGCAAAAUAUACCUCUUGAAGAAUUGCCUCCCUUUGUGCAUCAGGCAUUAAGAUUCUGUAAUAAUCAGGACAGCAAACAUUUAUUGGAAGCAUUACGUAGAUAUUUUACUACACGUUUUUCUCAAAUUAAUUCUGAUGAUAUAAAUACUUUUGAGACUAUUGAUACCGUAAGUGCUAAGGAGAUACAAGAUGUUGAGAGUACUGUAUUAUAUCAUAUAUACCAAGCAGCACAGUUAAAUCACCAGCAUAUAAGAGAUUAUAUUCGGUACUCUAAAAAUGUAUCAAAUGUUCCCGAAACUAUAAUGGAGCCUUUUAUGUUCUCGAUAUUGCUCACAGUUGCUCCUAUUUGUGAAGACCAAAUUUUUGAAUUGUUACAUACGAUUAUGAAUAAGCGGAAUGAAAAUGAUAAUAAACGGAAGAACAGUGUGUGGUUAAGAAAACUAAUUCCUGACUCUUGUAGUAUAAUGACUAUGAUGAUGAAUGUUAUAGAUACCAGUGAAAAGGAUCGACAUUUAAUACUUAAAGGACUCGUAGAUUUCACAUUUGUCCUCAUGGCUACGGAGCAUAAAUCAAAGACAGACACCCAUCCUUUAACGCAAAUCGGUAUAAAGAUACUUCAGAGGAUCAUGAGGAAACACCACGAAACAGUCGCAACUGUGUUCCAGAUGUUGAUCGAUAAAAUAAUUGCAGGUGGAUUGUUUAUUUCUCAAUACACUGAUUGUUUAGCGUUCAUGUGCCGCAAGUUACCGAUUCUCAUAUUAGAACAGAAAGAUUCAGUAAUAGGUCUCCUCAAUCAAAUUUCAUUUGUGCCUGGGGAGGUUUCCAUCUUCAUUAUUUCCGCGAUAUUUCCAUUGAUAAAAGCCUCGACUGACAUCAGAGAGCAAACAGUGUUAACGUUGAGGACGACUCUCUACAGAAAGGAUACGUUCAAGCGGCAGAUGGCGGUCAGCGGUCUCUCGGAGAUGUUGAAAAACUUGAAGAAGCAUACAUUGAAUGGCCCUGCAUUGAACUCUAGCCAGUGCGUUACUUCAUCAUCUACUGGUGCGAGUUCUGUCUUGACUCAGGUGACAUUAGAAAGAGGAUCACAAGCAACAGGAUCUAGCACGGGAUAUAAUAAAUGUUUGAGUUACGACUUGUUGGGCAUUCUAAGAAAAUGUUUCACUCAUGAAUAUGAAGUUCGGUUACAUUUAUAUAACAGUUUAUAUGACGUCGUGUCGAAGAACAUCAAAGUCGCGGAAUACAUACUAGAGAUGUUAUUGCCGCAUUUCAGAUUGUACUUUGAAGAGGACGAAAACAUUUUACUGCCCGUUAAACUGGACCUAUGUGUAACUGUACAAGGGGAUCAAGUUGUAUCGCAAGAACCUUUGGCGGAACUGAUCUUUGGGCUGCAAAAGAUAUAUAUCAAGGCAGCUCUGUUGACGUCGCCCUUCGUAGAUGAGCUAGCUAUUAUUUUGGAGUCUCUCUGCAAGCGAAUGCCACGAGUCGAUAUAGAACACCUGAAUCUGGACGACAAUUUGGAAUUAAACAGUGCUAACAUUAAGUCGCAAGAGAAAUUGCAGAAUCUUCUAACGACGAUUAAAAUUUAUGAGGCUCUGAUAUCUUUCAGAAUCGGCGCGUGGUCUGUGAAUUGCACCGACACUGCACAAAGUAUCAAGAGUCUAUUUAAGGGAUACACGAACUUGGUGGAAUUUACAAAGUACAUAUCAAAGGUGAAGAAGGGUAAAACUAAGAAACAGAACGAUCCGAAUAAUACGACAAUAAAGAAAGCUGGCCGACUGAGUAAUAUAAAGUUACCACCUAGCAUCUUGGAUCUAUCAGUAAUAUGCAAAUGUUUGUCGCUCUUUUACUUAAAAUCUGUUCCUUGGGCACGUGCGGAUCAAGUAUCCUUGUUAGUAGAAUACCAUGAUUUUUACCAUUACAUACUGCGAACGCUACUGCAAAUCUUGCAAAACGUCAAAUCUUUAACGGAAUACAAUCUACGGAAGCACAAAGAUCAGAAUAUGAAGAUCUACUGUGAAAUCGGAAAAUUACUAUACGAUUAUGUUGUUUUGGAUCUGAAGACAGUUCUCGAUACGGAUGAACAAGGAAGUAUACUGGCAUUGGAAUGCUUCAAAGAGUUAUGUUGCCUUAUUUGCACUUUCGCUACCGAAUUACCGCAAUUUUUCGAUGAAAUUGUCCCUAAUGAGAAAAACCAAUCGGACAAUCUUAACCCACAGUUAGCGAUCGUAAUUUCCACCUUAAAAACGAGCUUCAGAACGUUAUUUAGUGAGAAAGAAGAACAUGAAGAAAAUUCCAAGAAGAUAUUUUGCACACUACUAGAUAUUAUACGCCAACUGACGCAAGAAAUUAACUUUUAUGAAACGCACGACGAUAAGAUAUUCGGAUCGAUGAUGGAAUUCACGCAAUUGGAAGGUUUGGAUCCUCAAGCCUCCUUGAUUAUUUUUCAAAUCUUACUAUGGAUAGAAGAGCGUAAUAAAGAGCAUGGCGAAUUAUUAAUUGAUAUUAGUCAUGCGCUAUGCGAGAAAGUGGGCAGCAUUGAUAAAGCUGAGGUACCAGAGAAUAAAUUCAAGAUAAUACACGAAGAUACAGCUUUACAGCUUUAUAAUCUGGCGAACAACUCAGUGAAAGAGAAGUUGGAGAAUGUGUCGUGGCUAUUGGUGCGACUUAAAUCCGAGCAAAACAUAGUUUGUCCAUUUGGCGCGGAUCUCGAAUCACAUCAAGAGAAGCUGAGAACACAGGAACGUAGUUUGUGCAGACAGUUGUCGCAUAUCAUACAGAUACUUUAUAUGUUAGCCAACGUUGCUGUUAAACCAGGACCAUCGAUGGACUUUAUGUUCAAGAAUUUACAACAUCUAUACAACACGCUCAGCAAUCUCACUAAAUAUUUUUACGCUAAAUCCAGUAAACAAAACGCAGCAUUUCAAUCUGUAAAAUUUAUUCAAGUUAUUCAAUCAGCCGGAAAACCAUUGAAAUCUGCGUUUUACAAUUUAAUAACACAUACUGAGGAAAAUCAAAAAGCAAAACCAAAAGCUGAUUCGCAUAUGCAGAGGAACAAAAUAUUGAAGGAAACCAAGAUCAUACCACGUGUGGUAUAUGAAAUCGAGCAAUUCCACAAGGAGAUUCUAUCACUUGAUAAAAAAACAGGCGUACCACUCGAGACUUAUGUAAAGCACAGUGUAACACGAGAUUUUCGUAUAAAAAACACUCAAUUGUCGGAAGCGUUGGAAAAAAUGAAUAUAAGUGUGUUGAAUACACAGAAAUCUCACCGCGACAAUGCAAAUACAUCUAAUGCAGACUUGAAUGAUACGUCUAUGGCAUCAUCAUCCACCGAUCGUCGUGGAUCCGUAGAAUCGACACCAUUAAAACGACGUAAAAAAUCAGACACUUAAAAAUUAUAUAACUAUACUGUUCCUGUAAAUUACAAGUUUUCAUUCAUUCGAGUUACCUUAACACAAUAUAUGUGUAAGUUCAUUGUUUCUAUGUA
Molecule: messenger RNA, 4250 nt
Organism: Harpegnathos saltator (Jerdon's jumping ant)
Lineage: Eukaryota; Metazoa; Arthropoda; Insecta; Hymenoptera; Formicidae
Gene: FANCI
Product: Fanconi anemia complementation group I
Exons: 22
Coding region: 172-4155 (1327 amino acids)
Biological process (GO): DNA repair
Molecular function (GO): DNA polymerase binding
Source: RefSeq, a predicted model, not a curated record